AUGAGUAUGCGCGUGUCGUGGGCCAGGUGGUAUUGGAUAGUUAUCUUCACGACGUGUACCGCGAGGACCGCCAGUGACUGGCUCGAUUGCGCUCACAUCGCGACCUGUCGUUGCAAGUGGUCCUCCGGGAAGAAAACCGCCACGUGUGCCUCCGGUGACCUACGCCGCCCGCCAUCUCUAUCAUCAGACAUUCAAGUAUUGGACCUCCACGAUAACCCCUUAAGAAACCUCCCCCAAGAAGUGUUUCUCAACAUUGGCCUUCUCAAUUUACAACGGCUUAAUUUACGAGCCACUAAACUUAGAUCUAUUCACGCAAAUGCUUUUUUAGAAUUAAGAAUUUUAAUUGAAGUCGAUUUGGCAGACAACGAUUUGGCUAUACUACCGAGGGAUAUAUUCCGGGGCAACGAAAGAUUGCGACUUGUAGUGCUCAGUAAUAAUCCAUUGACAACAUUAGUCGCAGAUCAGUUUCCAUCAUUACCACAUUUGCGGAUGCUUUUGUUAGACGGCUGUCGACUGAGGACAAUACACACAAACGCGUUGCGAAAUUUAAAAUCACUAGAGACGAUAGACUUACGAAGAAAUCAACUCACAUUCCUACGUUUGAUUACUUUUUCUCUGCCAGCCUUAAAGACUAUGUCACUGUCCGGUAAUCCGUGGCGAUGCGAUUGUCGUUUGCGUGAAUUUAAGGAUUGGUUUUUAGAGAGUAAAUUAGGUACUGAAGAAUUAGUUUGCGUAGAACCUUCGACUCAGUCAGGAAACAAAUGGCGUAAUCUACCUAGCGAGAGUAUGGUCUGUCCCCCCGAAGUAAAAUCCAAUACAUUGGUUGUGAGAGCAGAAGUUGGUUUAGCUGCUACAUUUGGUUGUUGGGUCCAUGGAAUCCCAAAACCUUCAGUAACGUGGCUCCUAGAUGGUGUUGAAAUACAUAACAGUUCAAUUGAUUGUGAAAUGGAAGAAACCGAUACUAUUAUAGAAGAAGAUACAUUAGAUGACAAAGUUCCAGGCAGUGUCAGAUGGGUGAAUAUAACGUUAUUAAAUGUAACUUCGAAUGCAGCUGGUGAGUGGACAUGCGUUGCUAAAAGCAUAGCAGGGGAGUCUAGAGCUGUUAUAAGUCUGGUUUUGCCUAGAUCUCAAACAGCCACUGCACGGACAGCUCCAGGAAUACCCCAAUUAAUAGGUGUCGUUUUCGGAGCUUUGGGUGCAUUAGCGUGCCUCGGAUUUGUUGCCGCUGUCGCAUGUUGGCAGUUAAGAAGAAGAACAGUACCAGCUAGUCGAAGUUUUACUGACCAAGAGAAACGUUUAAUAGAUGCUUCUGUAGUGGUGAGUUGCGAUCGUUCGAUUGCAGAUAUGGCAUCACCGUGUGAUUUUGAAUUAACAGAGAGAUCCUUGUCUGUUGAUGACCAACCAAGAGGGUGUGGCUUUGAUCCAGUUCACAUAACAAUAGAAGGUACACCAGGUGCGUUUCCACCUCCACCUGCUGAAUUUGCUGUACCGGUUCCUUAUGGGAAUAUUUUUAUAUCUGUCCAAGUAUCAGGUAGAGGAGAACCGGGAAAAUAUCCAGAUUUACUAAGCGGUGGCGCAACAUUACCUCGUAGAAAUAGAACAUGUUGUAAUGCACCAGCGUAUGAUAACAUGGGGCCUCGAGUUACAGCAACUGGUAGCUCCACGUGGUCACUUCCAGGAGCAAGCACAGAUAAUAAGGAAAUAUCAGAGACUCCAGUCCUCACUCUACCGCCGCCACCACCGGAGUUCGUCUCACUUUAGCCAAGGCCAAUGGUACUAGACGCCUCAAAUUUGAGGUGACCUGGUACCUAAAACUUUUUGAGUCAAUUAGACUAUUUCUCAAUUUUAUUGUAUUUAUAAUACGAUAAUUUUAACGUGAUUAAUUAAAAAUAUUGUAAAUAGUGUGUGCGAACGAUGUGUGACAUCUUGUGAGAUUUAAAAAAAAAACCUAAGGUUGUUUGUUAUCAAUAUUGAUGAAACUGUAAGAUAAAAAUUUUAUGUGGAUCGAUUGUUCGUAUGUAAUGUUGAUAUGUGGAAAGCGUUUAGUCCUUGUAUUUAUUUAAUAGAUGUUCUUUUUAUGACUUCGUGUAAGUGUCUUCCCAACUUUUGUAAAUAUUGUUUAAUCAUAUUUACAAACUUCCCAAAUAUAAGACUGACCUCUUUGUCUUAUUUUCAUCUCUAUUUGUAACUUACUACUGUAUAAAGCGAUAUGCUUUAAAUAGGCCAAUGAUAGCUUCGAGACAUUUUAUUUAAACGCAAAUAAUGUAAAAAUAAAUAAAUCAAUAUUAUAA
Melitaea cinxia (Glanville fritillary) is the source of this 2291-nucleotide messenger RNA. Its product is annotated as leucine-rich repeat-containing protein 24-like. The record is from RefSeq and is a predicted model, not a curated record. Lineage: Eukaryota; Metazoa; Arthropoda; Insecta; Lepidoptera; Nymphalidae. The transcript has a single exon. Gene Ontology annotation, molecular function: protein binding. Bases 1 to 1761 code for a protein of 586 amino acids.